Musa acuminata AAA Group (dessert banana) is the source of this 1833-nucleotide messenger RNA. Its product is annotated as organic cation/carnitine transporter 7-like. The record is from RefSeq and is a predicted model, not a curated record. Gene Ontology annotation, biological process: transmembrane transport. The coding region runs from base 264 to 1724 and encodes 486 amino acids. The transcript is spliced from 6 exons. Gene Ontology annotation, cellular component: membrane. Gene Ontology annotation, molecular function: transmembrane transporter activity. Lineage: Eukaryota; Viridiplantae; Streptophyta; Magnoliopsida; Zingiberales; Musaceae.
CUUGCGGUUUGACUUUGCCGACAAAGAUAAGACGUCGGAGGAGGCCGAACAAACAAACGCACACCCUCCCUGAUUUGACCUGUUGUUGCCUCUCUCAUCCUCAUCACCCUCGGCGCUCUUUGGAUGUCCCCUUCGAUGAUUUCUUCCCCUCUCUAACAGAUAGAUUUACUCCGGACCAUCUCCUGACAAGUAACGCGGAUAGACAGGAAGAGAAAGCAGGAUCCAGUCGCCGGCUUGGUUCGAUCCGUCUUCCCCGAGAACCAAUGAUUGAAGAUGGAGUAUUAUCGUUUACUGUGGAUGAGGCACUCUUGUCCAUUGAAUUUGGGAAAUUCCAGACCUUUGUGCUUUGCUAUGCCGGAAUGGGCUGGAUCUCGGAAGCAAUGGAGAUGAUGCUCCUUUCAUUUGUGGGACCAGCUGUUCAGUUGGAAUGGGAGCUUUCAUCUCAGCAGGAGAGCUUGAUUACCAGUGUAGUUUUCGUAGGCAUGCUCCUGGGUGCUUACUCUUGGGGCAUAGUUUCAGACAUCUAUGGCAGGAGGAUGGGUUUCCUUUUUACGGCCCUAAUAACAAGUGUAGCUGGUUUUCUCAGUUCUUUUGCUCCCAAUUAUUGGUCUCUAAUUUUUCUACGGUUUAUCGUUGGUAUUGGCUUGGGAGGUGGGCCUGUGCUUGCUUCUUGGUUUCUGGAGUUCAUUCCUUCUCCACACAGAGGUAAAUGGAUGGUUAUCUUUUCGGCCUUUUGGACCAUCGGCACAAUUUUUGAGGCUUCGCUUGCAUGGGCUAUUAUGCCCAGAUUCGGCUGGAGAUGGUUGCUAGCUUCCUCAUCCUUGCCAUCAUUUCUGUUGCUCCUAUUUUAUGCUGCUACACCUGAGUCACCAAGAUAUCUCUGCAUGAGAGGCCGAAUAACUGAUGCUAUGCAGAUUUUAGAACAGAUGGCCAGAGCAAACCAUAAGGCACUGCCUUCUGGCAUACUUGUUUCGGAAAGCCAACUUGAGCUCGAUGAGAAAUCCGAUCAUUCUGAAGCUGCACAUUUAGUUGGAAACGGGUGGAUCAAGAGCUCUGACGAGGAUAUGAAUAUGAAAGCAAGCUGCGUUAGUACUCUAAGAAGGCUUCUAUCACCAAAAUUAAUCAGAUCAACUCUUCUUCUAUGGAUGGUGUUCUUUGGUAAUGCAUUUUCCUAUUAUGGCAUUGUGCUGCUGACAUCUGAAUUAAGUAACGGAAAGAGGGCAUGCACAGUAAAAAGUUCACAACCAAGUCAAUCGAAUGAUGACAGCCUCUAUAAAGAUGUGUUUGUCACUAGCUUUGCAGAGGUUCCUGGGCUCAUUAUAUCAGCCGCAAUCGUGGAUAGGAUUGGUCGCAAGCUCUCUAUGUCAUCUAUGCUUUUCAUAAGCUGUGUGUUCUUAAUUCCACUGGUAUUUCCUCGGACAGGAGAAGUAACAACAGGCCUUCUAUUUUGUGCACGGAUUAGUAUCUCAGCAAGUUUCACAAUUAUCUACAUCUAUGCUCCAGAGAUAUAUCCAACCUCGGUCAGGGCCUCUGGCAUCGGCAUCGCUAGUUCGGUGGGAAGAAUAGGCGGGAUAACUUGCCCGCUCGUGGCCGUUGGCCUGGUGCAUGGCUGCCAUCAAUCUGCAGCGGUUCUUCUAUUUGAACUUGUAAUUUUCCUUUCAGGAAUUGCGGUGUGUUUAUUUCCUCUCGAAACCAGCGGCCGCGACCUGACUGAUUCUGUAUAGGAUUAGGAAGAGAAAUGAAUGUUCAUCACAUUGAUUCUUAGAUGACAAUAUCAUACGUAUUAUAUGACAAUUUCAUAGUACGAUUUGUGAAUCAGUAACUGAUUCUUUA